Molecule: messenger RNA, 4897 nt
Organism: Physcomitrium patens
Lineage: Eukaryota; Viridiplantae; Streptophyta; Bryopsida; Funariales; Funariaceae
Biological process (GO): nuclear-transcribed mRNA poly(A) tail shortening; mRNA processing
Cellular component (GO): PAN complex; P-body
Molecular function (GO): protein binding; nucleic acid binding; poly(A)-specific ribonuclease activity
Source: RefSeq, a predicted model, not a curated record
CAUCCCGCCAUCAUCCUCGUAGCGCCUCGUCUUCGCGUCGAUUUUCUCCCCUCUCCCGAUUGCUGGCCGCGUUAUUUCCGUGCCCCCCCUCCUCCCAGGCACUGCAUGCUUUCUGGAGGUCUUGCUGGCUGUCUCCGCCACGAUUGUUGGAAUUGCAAGUGAUACAUGCUUGGUUGGUUGGUCGGGUUAGGGUUGUGCGGAAGUAGAUGGUUCGUGCGAUUCGGAAAACUUUUCCUAGUGGAGACUUGCUUGCUCAUGAACAGUUAGAAUGCAUUGAUUUUGUCUUCGGCAGCUGGUGAAUGCAGUAGAGGAUUGUAAUUGUGUUGAGUGUGUGUUUGUUUAUCGAUGCGGAGGAGUGAUGGUUUGGACAAGGAUCGGUGGUAGCGUUACGUUGUGCUUAUUUGCGGCGGUGGGAAAUCGAGUAGGUGGAAUUCAUCGCGGAUGAGGAUGGGCGUACCCGACGCACGGGGUAGGAUUAAGAUAGGCGUAGAGGAAUUGAGAAUCGCGAGAGGUACAAUGUAAAACGACAUGGUCCGAUGAGAUAAUCUUGCUAAGGUAAUAGAGGUUUGGAAAUUUGCUAAAGGUAGUUUGUGGAUACGUAACGAUGGUACGUGCUAAGCUUAGAGAGUUGGCGUACGUCACUCAGCAGCGUGCCAAUGAACCCGUCUGUUGUACCCUCUUUGAUCCGCUUUUGGAUCUUCUGUGGACAGCCUCUUCUGCUGGCUCACUGCAUUCGUUCAUAUGUCCUACUUUGGACAAGUACAGUUUUUUCGGAGCGCACCCCUCAGCUGUGGUGGGUCUGCUUGGAGCAGCGGAAGGCAUUUUAUCUGUCAGUUCUGAAUAUGUUCGUAUGCACACAAGAGGAGGCGUCUCUUUGAUGUCAUUCAGCAGAGAUGAUGAUGUCUUGGGCAUAACAUGUUGUGACUGGGAGCGUCCUGGAGCUGGUCGUGUACUUAUUGGCCACUCAGGCUCAAGAUUAUCAGUUCUUGAUCUGUCGACUGCGUAUAUCGCAUCAUCGGUUGUAGUGGGGCAAGAUAUAGCUGUAAUGCGUAGCAAUGGUAGACUUGUUGCAUGUGGGGGCAUGGGUGGUGACAUCAUAUUGAAAGACUUUCGUACCAUGAAAACUGAGCACACAAUUGAUGCUCAUCCAGGAAAAGUUUCUUCAUUAGAUUUGAAAGGCGAUCUGCUUGUAUCGUGUGGACUCACGCGGCGGAUGGGUCGUAUAUAUUGUGAGGCUGUUAUCAAGGUUUUUGACAUUCGGCAACAAGCGCGCCCUCUUUCACAUAUCCCAUUUUCUCCUGGUGCUACUAUAUUGCGAUUUCAGCCGAAAUUUUCCAGUAUAGUUUUGGCUACUUCAGCGAGUGGUGCAAUACUCCUCACCGAUGUCCAAGGUGUUGGAGCUGAUGUUCAAUCUUAUCAGGUAGACUGUGAAUCAGACCACUUGCUUUCAACAGACGUGUCAAGUUCCGGGGAGCUGUUGGCAUUUGGAGAUUCAGGAGGAUACGUCCAUGUUUGGGGAGCUUCAGAACAUGAUCUUGUCAACUUACAUUCUCUCCCAACAGAGCUUCCAGAUAUCGUACAGCCAUUGGCGGAGAACCACGUCUGUGAGCUAGAGUCUUUCAGCGAUGUUUUUUUGCCUGCUACAACCGAUGUCCCAUUUUCUGCAAUGGACAUGUCUACUCCUAUUCGUGUUGGUCUUCCACCAAGGAUAGUGGGGAAACAUCUGUUAGAGCAGAUGAACGCUCAUGAUUUUGUUGGUUAUGUGCCAAACCCCUAUUGGCGGCGGGGAUCAUCUCAGGGCUCUGCAUCAAGAGCAGUUGCUGGCAUCCGAAAUUUGCGUCAAACGCCCAAGAUAGACGUCAAACCUCAAAGUACUCCGGUGCAACGCCCUGGUGUCUCAGUAUUUACCACUAAAGUAACAACUAAAUCCGGACAGAGUUGGCUUCCCAAGACGUACAGGCGAGUGGAAAUCAAGCAAUCUCAAUAUAAGCUUAAAUACGAAGAAUUUGACUUCAGUUACUAUAAUAAGACCCGUUUCGCUGGCUUGGAAAAUGAUAUUGUCAACAGCUACUGCAAUGCACUUCUGCAGGUACUUUAUUUUAUCCCUGCAUUACAAGCAGCAGUUACUUCUCAUGUUUGUGAACGAGAAUUCUGUCUCACUUGUGAACUUGGAUUUGUCCUCCAUAUGCUGGAUGUCGCACAAGGUGGCACCUGCCAGCCAAGCAAUUUACUACGAGCACUGCGUCAGAUUAAGGAGGCAGCAGCACUGGGAUUAGUCGAGGGUCCUGAAGAGUGGGAAAAUAGUAAGGAAAAGUCUCUUGCAAAACGGAUCCAGAGCUUCAGUCGUUUUCUACUUGAGCAGAUUCACAAAGAAGGAGCUGGUUCGAUGGACCCUGAAGUACCUUCGCCACUGCCGUCAAUCAGUAACCAACUCUUUGGCAUGGUGAUACAUGUCCAUAGCAAGUGUCGAGGUACAUCUCAUGAGGAUGUAGUCCAAGAGCGCCUGUCCUUUCAAGUGGAUUUGCAGUACCCAGCAGGCAAGCCGAAUUCAGUACGUCCAUCGUUUGCGGAAUUGCUGCAGAAUAGUCUCUGCAAGCAAGAAGAUAUGCGAGCGUGGUGCCCUCAUUGUCGUGCUUAUGUCUCCCUUCAGCAGACCCGAUUUCCAUGCAGUUUACCUGAAAUCUUGAUUGUAAAUUGCUGUAUACAAAGGGAGGCAGACUUGUACUACUGGUUUGCCGAUGGAGACUACCCACCGACCUCAGACUCCGGAAAGACUGGCAUCUCUAAUAAUGGCUCCAAUUCUACAAGCUCUGGAGGUCAAGUUGUGCGUAGCAACUGGCUACCAUUUCGGGUGGAGAUUGCUGUUGAUCCUGCUGCAUCCUCUGUAACUGUCACAGAGGGCGGCACAGAAGAUAGUAAAGACGUGGGCAAAAGCAAAGAGUCUGUGGUUGCUGAGUCAGCUGAGACAACUACCUCUACUCGUGCAGUAUAUGAGCUGACUGCUAUGGUCGCACAUGUACAUGAUGAGUUUGAUAAGGGCAAGCUCUUCCAGGAAGAAAGUGAAGGACAUCUUGUGGCUCAUAUUAAGAUCCCUUCUUCGUAUUCGGAUUCCUACGGAGGUAUCAGUUUAUCAUCACCUGGGCCAGGUGUGAACUCCUCAACAGCUUUUAGUAAAUUGCAGCUUGAGCCCACUCCAGUAGGGUUGGGAGGAGCUUCAACAACAUCAGACUGGGUUCUAUUUAACGACUUCUGCAUUGCUCCUACGUCCGCAUCAGAUGUGGUGACCCUUUAUGGUAAACAAAAGGUGCCCUGCUUGCUUUACUUCUCUCGAGUCAAGGAACCAGUUGUGGACAGCAGUAAUCAUACAACUCAGAGUUUACCGGCUGGCUCACUUACCAUUCAACCUAGUCCUGCAGGAUUUCAGGGGAGAAGUCACGGAACUCCCAUCUCUGAUGAAAUCUUCAAGCGUCUUAUUUUGGAGACCAGGGCCUCACUAGAUUCACCGGCGGCAGUGUCCAAUCCGUAUACUACAUUUCUACCUUUUGACAUGACCACGGAAUUUCCUAAGCCUAGGAUGCUAUUGGGAUUAGAUGCAGAGUUUGUGGCUCUUGCCCCUGCAGAGAAGGGGAUCCGCGAAGAUGGUGUGGAAUACGUGAAACGUCCUGCACGCCUUGGUCUAGCUCGAGUUAGUGUGGUUCGUGGUGAAGGUUUGAAAGCUGGUGUUUGCUGCAUCGACGACUACAUUUGUGCGGUUGAGCCUGUGUACGAUUACUUGACACGCUACUCAGGAGUUGCACCGGGUGAUCUGGAUCCCGCUACAUCUAAGCAUCCUGUUACAACCCUGAAAAAGGCUUACGUUAAACUGCGUUACCUGGUGGACAAAGGUUGCAGGUUUGUUGGCCAUGGUUUGAAAAAAGAUUUUCGCAUGAUCAAUAUAGUUGUGCCACAGGCUCAGAUAAUCGAUACAGUAGAGCUCUUCCACCUUAAACGUCAAAGAAUGUUGUCUUUGCGUUUCUUGGCUUCUUACCUCUUAAAUACUAACAUUCAAAAUGAAACGCAUGACAGCAUUGAAGAUGCUUGCACGGCGCUUAGGUUGUAUGAAAAAUACAAGCAAUUGGUGGCCGCAGGGGAAUUUCAUGACAAGCUAUUGGAAAUUUAUCGUUAUGGGCGAAAGUACAACUGGGAAAUUGUCAAGGAUGUUUCUGAAGAAUCUGUUCGAGCUGAUCCUACCCCUUCAUGAUGUAGCUGCUUCAGAAGGAUCUCGAGUUCUUUUUCACGAAUGAACAUUACUGCCACAGUUACACUUCAGUGCUAAUUCGACUAAGGCAUGCUUAAACCUUUUUCUGGAGAGGAUUAGCUGACCUUCAGGUUGAGGACCAUCCAGGGGAAGGAGGUUGUGUAUUUUGGUGACAGAUGCUCAAAUCACUUGGCUGGAUUCUUGCACGUAGAUAGGCUGUCAAACGCGUACAACAGCGAUGAGAUAUCAGGUGAAGACAAUGCAGUAUGUUGUUGCCUUAUGUAUAGGGGGCUUUAUGUAUAUGGAGUGCGAAGCUCCAAUGCUGUCAUGUGACUUCAGUGUCUGGUAUGCUAGUUGAAGGGGUUCUUGUCUUGAAAUUGAACUGCACGGAUUGUGCAUUUCAUCAUAUCAGCGGCAGAGACGGACAAUAGUUUGUACAGAUUUGGGUGGUGAUAUUUGAGAUGAUCUUUACACAGCAAUUUUGUUUUUUACGAUGGUAUCGAAGGAAAGGUACUCAUUAUACUGUGCAUCCUUCUCCUUUCAGCGUAUUCUCAAGCUGAGAAUACGACGAGAAUGCUCCAUACUUGCCUUUAUUUCAUAGAUUUUUUGGACACUUGUUCCAGUAUGAUAUUUAAAAGGUCAUCACAUUUGUGAAACAAA